UCUUCUUCUUCUUCUUGUAGUUUAGAUCCGUGUGAUUGAAUGAAUGUCCUUCUUUUGCUUUUAGAAGUUCUGCUCUUUGCGUUCUCCAGUCUGCUUCCCCCGCAGGAAAUUUUUAGUGUUAUAUAUACAAUAAAUAGUAGAGAUUUGCUCUUGAUUUGUCAAAUGAGAUUUGCUCUUUCAUCUUAUGCUCGAAAAUGAUAUAUCUCUUUGAUCUUUCCUUCGUUUGUGGUAAAGGGAAUGGGAUGGUUGAAAAAAAUAGAAAAAAAAAGAAAAGGAAUCUUGAUCUCUUCAGAAUCAUGAUUCUGUAAUCGCUUUGCAAUAUCGAGCAUCUAGUUUGCCUUUCUUAAUUCAUUCUCUUAUCCAAAUCUGUCUCUGAUCUGGUACUGUGCGUCUCGGCCACCUAGUUAUCGAAAGCACAAGAUGCAAACGAAUUGUGACUGAGAUGGCAAAUAUAGACAUUGAAGGAAUACUGAAGGAGCUCCCCAGUGAUGGCCGUGUGCCGAAGACAAAGAUCGUCUGCACUCUUGGACCGGCUUCUCGAUCAGUGCCCAUGUUGGAGAAGCUUUUGAGAGCAGGGAUGAAUGUUGCCCGCUUCAAUUUCUCACAUGGUACUCAUGAGUACCACCAGGAAACCUUGGACAAUCUCAAGAUUGCCAUGCACAACACUCAGAUCCUUUGUGCCGUUAUGCUUGACACAAAGGGCCCUGAGAUUCGAACUGGAUUCCUCAAGGAUGGAAAACCAAUUCAACUCAAGGAAGGCCAGGAAAUCACGGUCACUACCGAUUACGCCAUUAAGGGGGACUCAGAAAUGAUCUCGAUGAGCUACAAGAAGCUCGCUGUUGACUUAAAGCCUGGGAACACUAUCCUGUGUGCUGAUGGAACCAUCACCCUCACUGUUCUGUCCUGUGAUGCCACUGCUGGAACCGUGAGGUGCCGCUGCAAGAACACAGCUAUGUUGGGCGAGAGGAAGAAUGUGAAUCUUCCUGGUGUUGUUGUGGACCUUCCGACACUGACUGAGAAAGACAAAGAAGACAUCCUCCAAUGGGGAGUCCCCAACAGGAUCGACAUGAUUGCCCUCUCAUUCGUUCGCAAGGGUUCAGACCUGGUUAAUGUCCGUAAAGUUCUCGGCCCCCAUGCCAAGGACAUACAACUCAUGUCAAAGGUUGAGAACCAGGAAGGAGUCAUCAACUUUGAUGAGAUUCUCCGAGAGACCGACUCAUUCAUGGUUGCCCGUGGUGAUCUUGGGAUGGAGAUCCCAGUGGAGAAGAUCUUCCUGGCCCAGAAGAUGAUGAUCUACAAGUGCAAUCUCGCAGGCAAGCCCGUUGUCACAGCCACUCAGAUGCUCGAGUCCAUGAUCAAGUCCCCCAGGCCUACCCGGGCGGAGGCCACUGAUGUGGCUAAUGCUGUGCUUGACGGGACGGACUGUGUCAUGCUUAGUGGUGAGAGUGCAGCUGGGGCCUACCCUGAGCUUGCUGUCAAGAUCAUGGCCCGGAUCUGUAUCGAGGCGGAAUCAUCCCUCGACUACGAGGCCACCUUCAAAGGGAUGAUAAGGUCGACUCCUCUCCCAAUGAGCCCCUUGGAGUCGCUCGCUUCCUCGGCGGUUAGCACAGCCAAUAAGGCCAAGGCGAGGCUCAUUGUGGUGUUGACUCGUGGUGGGACCACAGCAAAGCUGGUUGCUAAGUACCGUCCCGCUGUCCCAAUCCUGUCAGUUGUGGUCCCGGUGCUGACCACUGACUCAUUCGACUGGAGCUGCAGCGACGAGACCCCAGCAAGGCACAGUCUAGUAUACAGGGGACUGAUUCCUUUGCUCGCAGAAGGGUCCGCUAAGGCCACCGAUGCUGAAUCCACUGAAGAAAUCCUCGAGGCCGCCUUGAAAUCGGCGACAGAGAAAGGACUGUGCAAACCUGGGGAUGCCGUGGUCGCCCUUCACCGCAUCGGAGCUGCCUCUGUCAUCAAGAUCUGCAUCGUCAAGUGAGUGACGCUUAGUUAUGAGUUACCGAACUCAGCAGGACAUUUACACUACACUGGUCCUGCAUAUUUGGCUCCUGUGAAGUUGUUCAUCUCGCUCGGUGAUAAUCCAUUUUGCGAGUCAAAAUGACUACCCUUUGCUUUGUUUUGGAUGUAAUUCUCAGAUCAGCACACUGUGAUGAGGGACUAGUUGGGUUUGGUACCCUUUCAUUUCCUUUUUUUUUUUUUUUCCUUCUUCAUUCAUCAGCUAAUUUUUAUGGAGAGAUACUCAUAUAUCUCUGACAAUAAUCUAUUAUUAUUCAUAUAUAAUAAAAGUGAAAGAAGAUUGGCUGUUUUUUUUUGCUGUUUCA
Messenger RNA from Punica granatum (pomegranate), 2318 nucleotides. The record is from RefSeq and is a predicted model, not a curated record. Lineage: Eukaryota; Viridiplantae; Streptophyta; Magnoliopsida; Myrtales; Lythraceae.